CAAGUAUCGAUUACGCGCACUCGGACCCGAGUUCAUUAUUUUUAUCUAACUAUCCCGGCUUUUAUUGAAAAGCACGUAAUAGUUGCCAAGAGGUGCAGUCGCAAACCAGCUGAAGUUACUACUAGGUGACGCCGUUCACCGCCUAUCCUGUAGCCUUCGGGAUUCGGGAGAAGCGGUGGAGCGCGCCAUGUACCGAUCGGUGAGGAAAAGCGGACCCCCCGCCCGCAGCGCCCACGCUCCCAUUCAGGUCGAGCGAAGCCACCUGCGGGAACUGAGGACACCGCCUCCACCGGACCAUCACCCCCAGAGUGCGUCACAGCGCACAGCUCAGCCGCAGCCAAGCAGCAAGCUGCGCCAAGCUGUUACAGCUUUGCGGAGCCAGCUUCGCAGCAGCAGAGCCGCAGCCGCUCUAUGGAAGUCCCCAGGGACCGUCACCCGUCCCAUCAACGACGUGACCUUACACCAGCAGCUCGAAGCAAGAAAACGGUGCGCAUAGCAGUACCCCUCCCGCGCCACCCCGCUCAAGAAGCGUCUGUUACUAUGUCGGCCGCGACAUCGCGCCCCAUCUCCGGCAUUCACCUUGGCUUGCCCCCGCUACCCCCGCAACGUGCGUCGUCUAUCACUGCACCGGGCGCAACCGCAUUCCUGAGCGCCGAGAUAUCGCGCCGUGGCACCGGCGAUCACCCUGAGCCACGUGCCCCUCUCUCCCCCCUACCCCCGCAACGAGCGUCUACUACUACGCCGAUCGAGACCCCAUUCAUUAACGCUGAGUCAUCGCGUAGCCGUACUGGCGCCGUCAUUCAUCUAGAGGCGCCCCCCCCCGCUACCCCGCAAUACGCACCUGUCGUGACCUCAUUACUAAAUCCCGAGAUCCCCCUGCCCCCCCCCGCAACGCGCGUCUGAAACUGCACCACCCGCGACUACGCUUCUCAGGCCCGAGACAUCGCGACUUGGCACAGACGUGCGGGCCAUGUGCACAGGUACACACCUACACUCUACGCUGCCUCCACCCAGUGAGUGCUCCGGUAUCGACGACAUAUUGCGUAUGCUCGACCGCGAUCCGGGUUUCAGUGCCGCGUCCUCGCCGCGGACGGCAUUCGAGUCCGACCUGAUCUUUCUCGCUCAGUCGGCCGCAUGCUCGUUUGCGUCGCGCGGGAUGCUGCGCGCUAUGGCCCGGUACGCUAAAUCGCGGGAAGAGACACUGCGCAAUAGCGGCAUGCUGGAGUCGCCGCUCACCGAGGCUGAACAGCGGGAGUUGGCGCUGGUCCGCGACGAGUGUCGCUUCCCAGCGCGCACCCCGGCUACCCCUGUGCGCCGGCCGUUCUCAGCGGUGGACCCCGGCUCGGAGGGUGAGUCUGCAGCAAAGCGCCCAUGUGCACCGUCGUACGCACCGGGCUUACCUGGCGAACCCCGACUGGCGCCAGGUCGCCGCCUCGACAUGGGGCCCUCAGUCCUGCCGCCGUCGGAAACCGAUCCGCCGUCUGACACCUCUCCGCCGUCUGUAACCGCUCCGCCACCCGCCGCCCCCUUGGCUGGCAGGGCAGCGAGCGCCAUCGCACCCUCCGGUGCUACCGACGCCACAUCUUUUGGACCUGAUGACCCCGUUGCUCCGGUUGGUGACGGCGCCCCCCCUAGGAUGCCGGUGGCACCAUCAUACGCAGUGAUGGUGGCCGCUCCUACAGUUCACGCGCAGCCCCCCAGAGCCCCUGAGGCCCCGAAGAAACCUGCAUACCCACCCAUUGUCAUUGAAUGCCUCCCCAAUUAUGUGCAUCAUCUGGGGAGGAUUAGGCAAAUUUUGGGACGCCCCGCUAAUACCAGGGCAUACGGUAAGGGUUACCGUAUUUCUCCCGAGUCAGCUGACGAGUACCGGGUGAUCCAGCGUUACCUCUCGGACCUGGAGAAGGAGGACCGCCGGGUCUCCUGGUUUUCGUACUCCAUACCAGCAGAGAAAGACCUGAAGGUGGCGAUCCGGGGAAUCCCGGUCACCACUGACCCCGAAGAACUGGCCCAGGCACUACGAGCCCUCGGGUAUGAGCCCGACUACAUACGCCCCAUUCGUGCCAGGAAGGGCCGACCCGGGUGCAUCUUCCUCGCCGUACUGCGGCGCACACCAGACAUCACCCCUGCCAUCUACGGCAUAACCGAGCUGCUGUACAUGACGGGGGUUACGAUCGAAGCCUGGCGCGGGAAGCAGGGCCCCGCGCAGUGUCACCGCUGCCAGUCGUUCAGGCACUCGUCUGUUAACUGCCACCGUCGGAUGGCGUGCGUUCGCUGCGCGGGAGAGCAUCGCGCGGCAGACUGCACGCGGCCUAGGGACGUGCCGGCGACUUGCGCUAACACUCGUCUUGCCCGGUCCGUAGGGAGGAGGAACAAAACAGGCGUGCAGGCACAUUUGCCAGAACCGCGCCGUCUCGCCCUUUGCGCGGGCGCAUCAAGCAACAAGACUCUGUUCCGCAGGCGACUAUGGCCGCGACGCCUGCGGUCGCGCCCCCGACGUCCGGCGUCGCUCCUAAAGGCGACGAGGACGUUUUUACCACUGUGCGACGUCGCACGAGACGUGGUGGCCGUAAACGUCGCGCUCCACCCUCGCUGGCCGCUCAGGAAGCAAGCCGCGCUGCCGCAAUUCACGCUGUCACCACCGACGUCGCCACCCGCGCCGCCGGAGCCACUCAUCCCAGUCAAGCCGCUCAGGCCACUCAUGCUGCACAACCGACUGCACCAGCGCCUGAACGUGCCGCCACCGCACCACCACCACCCCGCACGGCACCGCCUCCGCGCUCACGCACCAGGUCCCGUGCGCGUUGGCCUCAAAUGGAGGAGGCGCUGUCUGCGGUCGCCAACAUUCUCCAGGCCAUGCAAGCCGGGGAAAAUCCAGCCCCGCUCUUCAGGAGAGCGGCAUCGGCCUUCAAAGGCCCAACCCGAGGUCGCAGUCGCAGAUAAUGGGGGGCCUACGGCUCCUACAUUGGAACGCGCGUGGCCUCGCUGGUAAGGCCAACUACCUAAAACACCUUCUCCACUCCCAGGAUAUCGACGUCGCCCUCGUGAGCGAGACGUUCCUCGCUGAAACAACAAGAUUGCGCCUCCCGGGAUACGAAGUAUAUCGCCAACAUCAUGUCGACUCCAGCGGCCGAGCCUACCGUGGCCUAGCAGUCAUGGUGAGGCGCCGCAUCCCGCAUCGGCUGUUACCUGAGGUGGCUGUCACCGAAUGUGCGGCCCUGGGUGUGGCCCACGGGCUUCUUCGCGGUCUACGCCCCGCCAAACAACCGAUACAAUUCCGCCGAUAUCCGCGCGCUCCUCACCGCCGCCCAUCCCUGCGUCAUGGCCGGUGACUGGAAUGCGAAGCACCCGGCAUGGAAUUCGCGCGUAGAAAACCCACGGGGUAGACGCCUGCUACACGAUGCCGAGACGCUGGAUUUUUCAGUGUCCGGCCCGGACAUGCCGACGCACUACCCUGACCAGGCCAACCACCGAGAGGACACCUUGGAUAUCGUGGUACACCAGGGACUGACGUGCCAGAUGACACAGGACGUGAUCGUUGACGAGUUCCUGUCCGAUCACCUCCCCGUGGUGGUCACCCUACUGGACGCCGCGCCAAAAAUGGCGCCACGAACGCCGCCUCGUCGGAGGUGCAUCGACUGGAGGGUCUUCGAGCGGGCCCUCGACGACGCACCACAGCCGCGCCCACCUGACACCCCAGCGUCCAUAAACGAAUCCGCUACCUCUUUCACUGUAUUGUUACAGAGCGCACUCGCAGCUGCUACCACCGAGCGCCCUCUACCGACGACGUACACACAGCUGCCGCCUCGUUUGCUGGCGCUCAUCCGCCGCAAACGCGCACUACGAAGACGCUGGCAACUGACCCGCUGUCCGCGCAUGCGCGCAGAAUUGCGCGCCGUAGCCGAACGGGUCAAAACCGCGCUCAACGAUCACGCCACCGAGUCAUGGGAGCGUGGCCUAGACGAGGCCUCCACAGAUUGGGUACGCCUGCACCGCCUUUGCAGGCGCCUCAAUGGUGCAGCCGACCCCAUUCGCCCGUUACGACACCCAGACGGCACACUGCGCUACGACGCCGAGGGCCGCGCCGAGCUGUUCGCGGACCACCUACAACGGCAGUUCUCCCCUAAUCCCGCGGAGGACUCAGCACGCGCAUUAGAGGUCGAGACUGCCGUCGCUGAGCAGCUUGGCGCCCCUCUUCCGGCAGACGAAGAGGUGCUAUUCUUCUCGCCGAGCGCCGUAAAGAAACACGCAGCGAGGCUCAAGCUCAGGAAGGCUCCCGGCCCGGACGGUAUCACCAACGCAGCUCUGCGUCACCUGCCCCAUCGUGCGGUGGUGACGCUUAUGCGUCUUUAUAAUGCGAUCCUCCGGACCGCACACUUUCCCGAUCCCUGGAAAGAGGCUCAAGUCAUCAUGUUGCCCAAGAAGGGCAAGAGCGUCUUCGACCCGGCUAGCUAUCGCCCAAUUUCGCUACUCGCCACGCAGUCCAAGCUGUUCGAGGCCAUGCUGCUGCCGACAAUCAGGCGGCACUUUACACCCCGGCCCGAACAGUUUGGAUUCCGUAGUGAACACUCCACCACCCUCCAGCUGUCGAGAGUACUACACGAUAUCACCGCCGCCCUUAACAAAAAAGAGGUGGCGGCUGCGGUAUUCCUCGACAUGGAGAAAGCCUUUGACCGGGUCUGGCACGCGGGACUAGUGUGCAGGCUCCUCGACUCUGACAUACCGCGGCGCGUGGUGGCAAUUAUUCGCUCCUUCCUCCUCAACCGGCGUUUCCACGUCUCAGUCGAGGGGGCGAAAUCGAGUUGUCGUCCGAUCGCCGCGGGUGUCCCCCAGGGCAGUUGCUUGUCGCCGAGCUUGUACUCAAUUUACACUAAUGAUGUUCCAGUAGCAGCGGGGUGUGCGGUGUCACUGUUUGCGGACGACACUGCCUACGUCGCAACGUCUCUCAACGCGCGCCACGCAGCCAUCAAACUGCAGAGGUCGCUGGACGCCCUUCCCGCGUGGCUGGCAGAGCGGCGCUUAACCGCCAAUGCCGCCAAGACACAGGCCAUAGUCUUCGGCUGGCGACAACUCCCGCCGCCACUCCAUCUACAAGGGGUCGAGGUCCAGUGGCGCCCCAAAGCGACCUACCUAGGCGUUACACUGGAUCGAGGCCUCACAAUGCGGCAUCAUAUCGCUGCAGCUACGGGCCGCGCAAAGGCGGCUGCCGCCAGAUUGCGCCCCGUACUUCAGUCAUCACUACCAAUAAAGCGGAAACUGGCGCUGUACAAACUCUAUGUUCGUCCUCACCUUACGUACGCGGCGCCCGCGUGGUAUGCGCUUGCGGCCGAGACGCAUCGACGUCGGUUGCGGGCCGUGCAGAGCACCACACUACGGCGUAUCGUCGACGCGCCGCGCUACGUAAGGAACUCCACAAUCCAUCGAGACCUAAAACAGGAGAGCCUGGACAGCUUCAUCAAAGCGCUGGCGAGGCGAGUGUUUGAGCGUGCGGACGCCUCCGGCUUCCAGCACCUCCAGCAUCUCGCCCCGCAUCACACCAGGCCACCCGACCACCGCCGAGCCUUCCCGCGCGAGUUAGUGCGCGCGGAGGAUAUUGAUACCGCUUGAAGGUCCAGUUUUCGACCCGAGUACAUCUAAAAACAAAUGGGCUGGGAACCUCCUGCCGGCAAAUCGGCGCGCUCAAUGGACUUCGUCCGCAGGUCCCUCGCUGGGCUUCCCUCGGGUUUACCGGGGGUCUCACCCGGUGUGGUCUGACCGCGAGUCCAGCGCGCGCCGCACCCCCCCCAUUACCACCGCCGCGGGGGCUUCCCAGCCCCACUGACAAACAUCUACACCAGCGAGUGCUGCGUGAGCGAGGACGCUCCGCAGCACCUACGAGACCUAGUGCCGCUCCAGGCCCAACACAAAGACCGCCCCGUCGUUGAGCGGGGCGCGAA
Messenger RNA from Pieris brassicae (large cabbage white), 5933 nucleotides. RefSeq lists its product as uncharacterized. NCBI's taxonomy places the organism in Eukaryota, Metazoa, Arthropoda, Insecta, Lepidoptera, Pieridae. Bases 971 to 2989 code for a protein of 672 amino acids. The transcript is spliced from 2 exons. The record is from RefSeq and is a predicted model, not a curated record.